Messenger RNA from Strongylus vulgaris, 509 nucleotides. The record is from the annotation of a GenBank genome assembly. NCBI's taxonomy places the organism in Eukaryota, Metazoa, Nematoda, Chromadorea, Rhabditida, Strongylidae.
AUGCUUUCUACAGAAGAUGCUUCCAUUAAAGCUUCACUUUCUAGGUGGUCGGUUAUGGAAUCUUCCUCUCCCACGGUUUUUGUUAACAGUUCUAAGGGCUACGGUAUAGCGUUGCCCAAAGGCUCGCCGUUGAGGGAGAUUCUGUCUAGAACGGUGCUUCAGCUACAGGAAAGAACUAUCCUGGAAGCGUUAAAAAGCAAAUGGUGGCGUGACAUGAGAGAAGGUCCCUCCUGUGCUCCUCCACCAGAAACAUCGCGAACUUCACCGCCGCAAAGUGUAUUCGGAAUAUUUUACGUGCUUAGCACGGGACUAGUAAUUGCUCUGAUAAUGGCCUUUGGAGAAUAUUGUAUAGAAUCGAGACAUGACACUUUCCGCUUGAAACUUACUGUGCUAGGAAAGAUCCGCGAAUGGUGGCAAGGAAAUUCCGGACCAGAAAAGGCUGAGAAAGCGAGAAACAAGCUUAGAAAUAUGCAAUUAGAUACAGCUGGUCAGCCACUUCCAAAGUGAGU